AUGGCUUCCGAGACCGGCCAGUCACCCUCAAAUAUCCGCAUCCUCUCGCUCAACUGCUGGGGUCUCAAAUUCAUUUCCAAACUCCGUAACGAGCGUCUUACCGAAAUCGGUGUUCAAAUCGCCGCUGCAAGUCCGCAGCCAGAUAUCGUCGGCCUACAGGAGUGUUGGACCCAGGAAGACUACCAUGCGAUUCGUGAGAAGACGAAGCAUAUACUGCCAUAUGGCAAGUUUUACCACAGUGGCAUUUUCGGUGGCGGGCUAGUCAUCUUGUCUCGAUGGCCCAUCAUUGAGAGCAACAUGGUACGCUAUCCGCUCAAUGGACGACCUGCUGCAUUUUACCGUGGAGAUUGGUUCGUUGGUAAAGGUGUUGCCUGUGCGAAGAUACAAAUGGGACCUUCCAGGGGAGAUAUUGCAGAAGUCUUCUGUACACAUCUCCACGCCCCUUAUGAAAGCGAGCCUCACGACUCCUACAUCUGCCACCGCACGGCCCAAGCAUGGGAAAUCACAAAGCUCAUGCGUGCAGCCGCCGAACGUGGGCACCUUGUAAUCGGCAUGGGCGACUUCAACAUGAUUCCGCUAUCCCUCGCACACCGUAUAAUAGAGACGCAUUCGCCAGUCCGCGAUGUAUGGCGCAUACUCCAUCCUGAUUCUUCGAUCGGCGCAGCAAAGGACGAGGUUGAACGCCGUCGAUGCGUACCAAUGCCAUCUGCCGAGUUUAAUAUGACUGUCAACGGCGCAACAUGUGACAGCGAAUUUAACUCCUGGAGGUGGAACAAGGGACAACAGAGACGUCUUGCCAAGGGUGAAAACGUGCAGAUAGAUCCUGCCGUCGAAGACCCCAAUGCGAAGCGGCUAGAUUAUAUCUUCUACAGCAGUGGAAGAUUUCAGAACCCAGAGACAAAGGAAGAGACAGCGGAGUGGGAGCUGAAGGAAGCGAAUGUGGGUAUGGCAAUGCGCCAUCCUACAUUACACUGCUCUCUUAGUGACCAUUUCUCUGUGGAGGCGACGCUGACGAGGACUCCGACUGCUCUGUCAGCUGCUCCGCUGUCUCCUUCGGCCCUGCCUGAACGGUUCCUGCCCAUCGAGACUUACGACGAGAUCCUAGCUACAACCAUGAAGUACGAGGCUAGGGAGCGAGUACAGCGUAAGCUACGAAUAGGGCACUUCUUCUACCAACUAUCCUUCUCCAUUGGGUGCCUGAUUGGUGUCUGGUGGUCGCCAAAGAACUAUGUUGCUUUCAUUUUGAUGCUUUUGAGCACCCUAGGGUUCAGUGUGGGCGUCGUUGACGGAUUGAUGGGGCUGCUGUUCGUUGGUAGCGAGCUCAGGGCACUCAAGGAGUUUGAAUGGGAGGUUAGGAAUGCCCGGGAGAGGGCGUUGAAGGCAGGAUCUAGGAAGACCAUCUCUGAGGGUAGCCAGGUGUCAGACGCGUCAGAAUAA
Molecule: messenger RNA, 1437 nt
Organism: Bipolaris oryzae ATCC 44560
Lineage: Eukaryota; Fungi; Ascomycota; Dothideomycetes; Pleosporales; Pleosporaceae
Exons: 2
Coding region: 1-1437 (478 amino acids)
Cellular component (GO): cytoplasm
Molecular function (GO): sphingomyelin phosphodiesterase activity
Source: RefSeq, a predicted model, not a curated record